CACCCACCCCUAGCCAGGACUGUCUCCGCAGAGCCCCGCCGGGACCAGGUGUCCCAGGCUCGCCAAGAUGCAGCCGGGGCUCUGGCUCCUCCUGGCCACGCAGCUGGCAGCUCUCCGUGGCAGCUCCGUACUCCAGCAGGCUCCUGGGUCCGUAAUGGUUCAGACCAAUGGAAUGGUGAUAAUGUCCUGCGAAGCCAAAACCUCGCCCACUAGCACGCGCAUCUACUGGCUGAGACAUCGCCAGGCUCCAAGCCCGGACAGUCACUACGAGUGCCUGGCCUACUGGGAUCCCAUAAAAGGGAUUGUGUAUGGACAGGAAGUGGAGCCAGAGAAGCUAACUGUGUUUCCGGACGCGACCCGGUCCAUUCUCAAUCUCACAAGUGUGAAGCCUGCAGACAGUGGCAUCUACUUCUGCAUGACCGUUGGGUCGCCCGAGCUGACAUUCGGGAAGGGAACUCGGCUGAGUGUGGUUGAUGUCCUUCCCACCACUGCCCAGCCCACCAAGAAGCCCACCCCCAGGAAGAAAAUGUGCCGGCCCCCAAGCCCAGUGACCCAGAAGGGCCCAUCCUGUGGCCUCCUCACCCUCGGCCUGUUGGUGGCUGGAGUCCUUGUUCUGCUGGUGUCCUUGGGUGUGGCCAUCCACCUAUACCGCCUGAAGAGGAGAGCCCGGCUUCGCCUCCUGAAACAGUUUUAUAAAUGAGCAGAGAAUAUGCUUUUGGUGUCCUGCUACAAAAAUACGUUGGUCAAUAAUGAGCGAGAUCUGGAAAAAUGAGAGAGAAGGGACACGCUCAACUCCCUCGAUUGUGGCAAUUUCACUGACCUGCUGAAGUUGCCUGCUUUUAACUACUGCAAGUUCAUUCUGUGGGCCUCACGCAUGGGAGAAACUUGUUAGUUGGUCAUCGCGAAUCACGAAUCACGGAGAGAAGGCUUCAGAGCCCCGGAGCACUUCCUGCAACUUCCUGCAAAUGAGUAAGAAAUGCCGCCAUGACACCACUCCCCAGCUCCCGUACUCACCCUGGGCUGGGACCCUCGUGUUGGCCGUCCGGCCACCUUCUCGCAAGUUGCUUUGCCCUGAUAGGGCAGUGACAUGGAGUCCUGAGUCUCUCAUGGGAUGGUGCUGGGAUGGCUCCUCCUUGGUCUUCCCAGGCGGGGGUCACCGUCCUCACUGAGAGCCACAGAGACCACACCCAGCUUGGAACCGUGCUUUCUGUGAAGGGCUGACUCAGUCGGUUCAGUCUCCAGGGACCUCCUGUGGAGCAGGAACUUGUGGUGUGGGAGCCGGAGUUCACUUAAUCUCCCAUUAGGAAGUUCCUCAAUCUCCCAUUAGGAAGUUCCUCCACUUUCACUUCUGCCCUCCCAUGGCUUGUAUAUUUCUUCUCUCACUGUUCUUUUUAUGAAAAUGUCUUGGUUGUAAAAAUAAAACCCUGAAUAAAAGAUGCGAACGGC
Molecule: messenger RNA, 1446 nt
Organism: Herpailurus yagouaroundi (jaguarundi)
Lineage: Eukaryota; Metazoa; Chordata; Mammalia; Carnivora; Felidae
Gene: CD8B
Product: CD8 subunit beta
Exons: 6
Coding region: 68-700 (210 amino acids)
Biological process (GO): regulation of immune response
Cellular component (GO): cell surface
Molecular function (GO): MHC class I protein binding; coreceptor activity
Source: RefSeq, a predicted model, not a curated record